GUUGGAAAUAUGAAACCAGUUCUGUGGGCUUUUAUGCUUCACAGUCAAGCCGGAAACUCGCAUUCCAGCUGAAGGCUGGAAGUCGCCGGAGGAGGAAGGUUACUUGUGUUCUCUGUCAAAGACUUUAGAUUUUCAACUUCUGUUCAGAAUGCAGAAUUAUCCGGUGAUUUCAGGCCUGCAGCCCUCUAGCUUCACGCCAGUAUGAACUUUAUGGGUGAUUUGAGACUCUGGCGAAGCCUGUUUAAUCUUUCCCUGCCGAGCUCUUGGAUUUUGGAAUGCCAGUGAAGAGACCUUAAAGACCGGAGAAACAACAGGAAAGAUGUUCUCAGAAGUUCAUUCCUGCUUUUGUAUUGGAAUUUAAUUUUGCUUGACAAAUUUUUGUAGUUUUAAGGUUCAGCUUGAAGGUAUAGGCCUUCUCAGUCAGAGUACUCAGUAUUAAAGUAUAUACACUUUAAUUUUGGGUGGAGAGAAAAUUGCAUGUAAUUAGGAUAACUAUAUUAAUUUGUUGGAUUUUUUAGGUAGCUGAAAAUAUAUUUUUGUUCUAAUUAAUGAAGUAGAAAGCACAGCAACAGUAAUAUUCCUUUAAUAUAUAGAUGCUGUCAGACAGCAAUGUUUGUUUGUAGGAGAUUGAAAGACCUAUUUUCAUUAAGUGCUCACAGAUUUUACAUUUUAGUUUGGGGGAUAUAAUAAACUAGUUGUAAUCGGGGCUAUGGAGGGCAAAGAUUGAAGUACACUUUAGAAUCAUACAGAUUUUGGAAAUUGUGUACAUUAUAAAACCAUUAAUUAUUAGCAGCUGAUGUAAGAUGUGUUAAGUUACUUAACUAAACAUUUUCAGAAAGGCAGUUAUAAGUUUGCUUAGUAGUAGCAAUAUGACAGAAAAUUUAAGUAGUGCUGAAAUGCAUCAGGAAAAAGAUUCAGCAGCUUCAGCCCCAGAAGCUGCUUCAUCACUCUUCUCUUCAUUUUCAAUGAAAAUGCCAUUUAUGGGCCAACGCAGUGGGACCAAGCCAAUUUCAGAAACAACAAAACAAAAAGUUGAACAAGACAAUGCAUUAUUAACUUUUUAUCGCUCUCUAAGUCCCAACACUGCAUCUGAUAAUAGUAAGGAGAAGAAUGAUACCACUAAAUCUGAUGAGCAGGUUGUUGCUGAAGCAAAAGAAGAAAAAGAAAAAAUCAACACAGUGCAAGAAAAGUCAAUAAAUGACAAAACUCAAAUUGAAAGUACUGAAAAGCAAAAAAUAUCCUGUGAACCUGAGCAUUUGUUGGCACAGCCAUUAAUCAGAGACUUAGAUGAUGAUAAAGUGCAUGUGAUUCGGGUUCAAACAACAAGUGAUACUGACUCAGAGGAUGAAGCUGGACAGGACAAAAAGCAAAUCAGUGAAACUGAAAUUGUAUUGACAAGUAAUGAAAAUUCAGAGCACACUCCGGAGCAUAAUUUACAAAAGGAUGAGGAUCCUACAUCAAGUCAGCAACAAGAAAUCAUUGAUAUUACUGAAACAGAGGAGACCGAGAUAACUUCUAAACCUGAAGGUAAAACAGAAAACAUCAAUGAUGAUACUGAAAAAGAACAAAAAUCACUAUUUAAGUUGGGGAAUAAUUUAGCAUUACCUAUGUCAGCUGAUGGUUCUAACAGUUCUACCCAAAGUUCUGUUACACAGUUGGAGAAAGCCUUUCAGAUGCCUCCUCUGUUUAGUGGUUUGCGUUUAUUGAAGAAAGGUGCUACAGGUGAGGCAAGGGAGACAAUUUCAGAGAUUAAACAAAGAGAUACUGAUUUGGCAAUGUUAAAAUUGACUCAACCGGGACAGAAAUCUACAACAAAACUCUUAGCAGAAUCAUUACCAAAGAGAAAAGAUGAAGGAAGGUCACAGGACCCAAAGAAGAAUUCGGGACUUUUGGAGCAGCUCAGUCAGUUAAUUUUUGAUGCACCCAAUGUGGAUAAUAAAACAGAUGUUGCUGAUGAAUCUAAGAAUUCUGAAAAGACAAAUGAAGCACCACAAGAAGAACCAGCACCAGCUGAAGCACCUAUUCGUGCCCCUAGUGAGAAUACUUUGGAAAGUUUCAAAUCCUUUUUCUCGGUCCGUACUGUCAAAAAAGAUGCACUGGAUCUGGACAGCCUGAAAAAGAAAAAAAGGCAAGAAAAGGAAUCCUUAAAAGCUAUAUUUGAAAGAUCAUUCCUAAAGCAAUCUUCUGAACAGAAAAAACCCGCAGAAUCCGCAGAAGGAAAAUCUAGUGAAAGCCUCAGUGAAGCCCAGAUCCAAACAGAUUUAUCUCCAUCAGAAUCAGAAGACCGAACUCCUGGACGACUUCAUGCCAUCUGGCCACCCCCCAAACCAAAAGAUGAGGAAGAAAAAGUGGGGUUAAAAUACACAGAAGCUGAAUAUCAUGCUGCUAUUUUAUAUUUGAAGCGAGAGUGCAAGAAUGAAAUAGAAAAAUUACAGCAAGAAUUUGAGUUGAAACUUUUCCAUGUCCGUGGGGAACAUGCUGAAGCAAUAUCUAAGCAUGAAGAAACCAUUGCACAAUUGAAAAUUAACUUGGAAAAUAAAACAAAGGAGGGAAAAUCUGAAACAAGAGAUGUUUCUGUUUCCACUGCAGAUGAAGUUGUGCCAAAGACUUUUCGUAAUGUUUGCAUUCAGACUGACAGAGAAGCAUUCAUACAAUUAAACCAAGAAGAUAGCAGGACACCCAGGAGCAGCCUAACUAUUCCAGGAAAAUUGAACCUUGCUUCCUUGAACUUGAAUGGCCAGUCGCCUCACUCUCUACAAAUGACAAAUGAGGAAGCUUCAUUGUCCUCAUCUUCACAAGUCUUAGAAUCUCAGUCUGCUGCAUCUUCAUCAUCACUCCCACUUUCAGGCCAGUCUCAAGAUUUGACAACACAUCUCCCUGACUCUGGAGCACCACCCCCACCUCCACCUCCACUCCCAGAUUCUGGAGUACCAACUCCACCACCACCACCUCCUCCGCUCCCAGGCUCUGGACCACCACCACCUCCUCCGCUCCCAGGCUCUGGACCACCACCACCUCCACCGCUCCCAGGCUCUGGACCACCACCACCUCCUCCGCUCCCAGGCUCUGGACCACCACCUCCUCCUCCACUCCCAGGCUCUGGACCACCACCUCCUCCUCCGUUUGGAAAUCCAAAUGCUAUGAAUUCCAGCUUGAAGAUAAGUAGGCACGUAAGGAAACCCAUAAUUGAACCGCGUCUUCCAAUGAAGCCUUUAUAUUGGACAAGGAUUCAGCUAAAGGAUUCCAGUGAUGCUGAAGUGUCAACAAUUUGGGAAUCAUUGGAAGAACCUUGUAUCCAAGAUGCUGAAAAAUUUGAAGAACUUUUCUCGAAAGCAGCAACAAAGGAAAAAAAGAAGCCGUUAUCAGACACCUAUCAAAAGACAAACAAAACAAAAAAGAUUGUAAAGUUACUGGAUGGCAAACGCUCUCAAACAGUUGGAAUUCUUAUAUCAAGUCUACAUCUAGAAAUGAAGGAUAUACAUCAAGCUAUUUUAAAUCUGGACAACUCAGUAGUGGAUUUGGAGACCCUUCAGGCCUUGUACGACAAUAGGGCACAACCUGACGAGUUGGUGACCAUAUCCAAAUAUUACAAAAAAUCAACAGAGGAAGAGAUAAAGUUACUGGACAAACCAGAACAGUUCUUAUAUGAAUUGUCACAGAUUUCUAACUUUACUGAACGUGCAAAUUGCAUCAUAUUCCAAUCUAACUUUAUGGAAGGAAUCUCCACGGUACGCCGCAAAGCAGAGAAUAUUCUCCGCCUAAGCAAGAGCUUAAAAGACCAAGAAAGUGUGAAGAUUGUGCUUGGUCUCAUCCUAGCCUUUGGAAAUCAUAUGAACGGUGGGAACAGGACUCGUGGCCAAGCAGAUGGAUUUGGCUUAGAAAUUCUUCCAAAGUUAAAAGACGUCAAAAGCACGGAUAAUCAGAUCAGUCUUUUGGAUUUUGUUGCAUCAUAUUACUUGCACCAUUUUGACAAGGAUGCAGGAACGGAAAAAAGUAUAUAUCCUUUACCAGAACCCCAGGAAUUACUGCGAGCUUCACAAGUUAAGUUUGAGGAUCUCACGAAGGAUCUCAGGAAGUUGAAAAAAGACCUUGAAGCAUGUGAGAAAGAAACAGUCCUUGUAUGCCAACAUUCAUCAGAGCAAGAACUCCAGCCUUUCAAAGAAAAAAUGGAAGCAUUUAUUCAAAAUGCAAAAAAUGAACAUAAGGCGGAAGAAGCACAUCUUGAAGAGUCACAGAAAAGCUUCGCAAAUACAGUAAGGUUCUUUGGGGUGAAGCCAAAAUCUGGGGAGAAAGAGAUUACUCCAAACUACAUAUUCAUGUUGUGGUUUGAGUUCUGUACGGAUUUUAAGAAUACUUGGAAACACGAGAGCAAAAAUAUCUCAAAAGAAAGAUUGAAAGCGGCUCAACUAUCAGUAAAGAAGAUAACUGAAGAAAAGAGAGUUGAAACAAAGAAAAGAAACCCUAACAGCCUGAAAGAAAGACUACGCCAGAGAGAAGCAAAUGUGACCACCAACUGAAGAAAACCAAUGAGAAAAAGAAUACUAUGACUUGAUGCUUUGUAUACAGCCAAAAUUUCGGGAAUGUUUUAUUGAAAGACCCACAUAACUUUGCCUUGCUUAUCUCCUUAUGACAGCACAUUAAUGAGCCUUUAAACUUGCACAUAAACAUCAAAAGAGUUGUAUUCAUUCCAAACAUCAGGAGCAUUUCUUGUUCGUAGUUGGGACAGCAAGUAUGUAUUUCGGCUCACAUACGAGAGAGGUUUAGAUAUUUGGUUUAAGUUACAUAUCCUAAGGAAACAAGGUAAAGGAGAUCCUGAAAAUUAAAUGCUCAGUAGGUGGUUAUUCUGGCAAGAUAUUCUGAACAGACACUAAGGUCCAUUACAAUAUACUACUCUGGAAAUAUACUAGAAUAUCCAUGGUUGCCGGAAAAUUCAGUCACAAUAUAAACUUUGAUUUUCAUAUACACAUUCCAUUCAAUACUUUCUGCUCUUCUAUAAAACAUGGCACAAGCUCUCUUAAAUGCCAUUGGAUUUCUCAGCCUUCCCCCAGCCCCGCCCACCAAUAAAUUGUUUCACUGGACAUUUAAGACACUUGUUACAAAGAUAUAAACUUGUAGAAGAUUCAGUAGAAGACAAUGACCUGGUAAUAUUAAGCUUUCUCUUAUCUCUGCAAAGAAAUAAUGCAAAUUGUUUACCUUUAGCAGUAUCCAAUGUCAUUGCAAAGUAUUGCUUGGUACUUUACAAACUUGACUAUUGCUCUGUACCUCAAAUAUAGGUGAUACAGUAACCUCUUGGGGUCUGGCUAAGCACCAAAAGCUUUGCUACCACCACAGCACCCAAUUUUUAUUCUCUGUAGACCUGCUGUAAACUUGGUUUUUGUCCGCCAUUUCUGUAAAAGUUUUUGCUGUGACCAAGUCUGAAUGCUGUCCCUUCCCUACCCGUCAUUAGGACAGGGUUCCUUUCUGUUUCCUGGCAACAAUGAAAGAAAAUAGCAUCAGUGGGGAAGUCUCAUCAAUGCAUUCUUGAGGAGAAAGCUAAGAAUUUUGGAGAAGUCAGAUUUACUGCUGGCAAAUAUCCGUAAUAAAUUCAUAGCAAUAAUUAAAUAUAUCAUUACCACUCUCAGAUAUAUCAGUCUUGUUAAUAUAUUUUGUCAGUUUUUCUCUUUUCAUGAAUGCUUUAUGUUUCUCAUUGUUCAUCAUACAGGAGCAAAUAUAAUUGACAUAAUCAAACCUUUUCAGUCUCUAAUAACUUUACUCCAUUCUUCCAGUAACUUAUUAUAAUCUUGAUCUCAUUUUUUUUCUAAACAUCUACUAUUUCUAAAGAACUUUCAAAUAUAUCAUGUUUCCAUUUUUAGCAGAGUCCAUUCAGUCAUCUGCAGAAAUAUUUCUUUAACAGAUUUCUUCAGAAAAUAUUUUAUACAGAAUAUUAUGUGAAUAAGUUAUGGGUUUAUUCUUAAUAUGCUUCAUUAAUAUUGUAUUUUAUUGAACUUUUAAUUAAUAGUCCUAAGUGUUGUUCACUAUAAUGACUUUACAGUCAAAGGCAUUCCAUUCAUGGUGAAGUGUGGUGUUUAAAGCCAGCGGGAGAACAAGAAAGAUCAGAUUUAAUUCUUCACCUGUGCUACUUUAGCAGAGCUUAAAAGGAGUAGGAGAGCUGCCUUUUAGUGUAUUUAACUUGACAGGAGGGACUGAUCUAGCACAUAUUGAUGACCCCAUCUUAAAUGCACGGAGGCUAAGUAAAGAGGAUGAUUUGAAUCAACUGUGUUGCCUCUCAUUAACAAAUAAUCUGCCACCUUUUGUAGACUGGAUUUGCACUUAAAGUAUAAUGACAUCAGAAUGACUGUGAGUUAUGUACUUAAAGUUGUGCGAGAAAAUUAUAAAUUAAGGUUUGUUAUGAAAGUUCUCCUGAAAUUUAUUUCUACUGAAGGGUGAUAAGUGCUAUAUAGUUAGGUAACUAAGGCAUAAGUAUAUUCCUUUACCAAUUGGAUUUUUUUUUUCAUUUUACACCAGAUAUUUAUAGAACAUGAUUCAUUAAUGGAAAGAAUUUUAUUGUUGUUUUAUUGAAAUAAAAAAUGCAGUCUAAAAAGGGUUUUUUAUCUUAUUUGAAACUAUUCAAAUGUAAAUUGGUUAUUUCACUUGAACUUCUAAAUUUAGUUUGAAUGUACAUGUUCAUGAAAAUAAUAUCAAGUCUUUAUUACCAACUAAAAGGACGGUGGGUGUGGGUGGAUGGGUUGUGAAAUAAGCAUGUCUGCUAAAGUAGUUUGUAGCACAUUGUUAAGGGAUUCUCAACAGAACACCAAUAACCAAGGUACAUAAUCAAUGUAAACUGUAAGAUAUAAUUUGGCAGUAUUGGAGAGGAUUGCAUAUACAGUAUGUGCAGUGUAUAGCAAAAUUAGAAGUAAUUUAUGAACUGUUUUAUUAUUUUAGUAAACAAGCACACAAGCACAUGAAAUAAUUCCUUAUCAUUUGCUGAAUAUAUUAAAAAGUGUUAAAAUGUGCUGUUCAUUUUAAUGUUGGUUUAUUUAAGCAACGUAGUGGGAUGUUUACAUAACUAGAGUGAUAUAUUUUGAUAAAACAUGUUCUGAAAAAUUAAUAGAACUGAAAUUACAACUUUUUGUGCUGGGUACUUCUGUGAACAAUGGAGUAAACUAUUUUAUUCUAUGGGAAUUUGUCUUGAAUUUAUGGAUAUGCUCAGCUUGUGCAUAAUAGGCUUUAUUUCUAGUUGCACUUUACAAAUAAAAUGACUAAUUUGUCAUUGAACUUUACUGAUCAAUUUAUGUUUUUGUUAUGGUUAACAUAGGAAUAAGAAUGGAACUUUCUAAGAGUAAGAGCAAGGUUGAUGAUUAUGUAUCCCUGUUACCUUGUUCAAAAACAAUAACUCUAAUUAUACAGUGUCACAUAGUUGAUCAGAUUUACAGACCACUUAAAGCUAAAAAUGUGGAAAUAUAUAACAAAUAAUCUAUUAUCUUAAUCACUUCUCCAUGCCUCUUAGAUUCAUAUAACUGAAAAGGAUAUGGAUUUGCAGCAAAGCCUCUGCAGAUUUAAAGAAUUAUUUUGAAAAAACCAUUGCAUAAAAAUAAGUUUGUGUAGGAUAUUAUACAUUAUGGAUAUGCGGUUUAAUUUUUCCUACCUGCUCCAUCCAAUUUAGGAAGCUAUUGCAUUUGCUUUUGGUUAUGUUGAUCAUUCCGAAGUUCUUACGUGAACAUCUUCAACAUAUAAGUGAACUAAAAAUAUGAUACUUUGUUCUCAGCCCCAUAACAAAUGCAAUACAUAAUUUUGGAAAUAAACAGGGUAAUGAAUCUUUAAAACUAUUAUUAGAAACCAAACCAAAACCUCAUGUCCUCAUUUUCUUUUGGACCAGUAACUAGAGAUUGACUGAUCCAACAUUGUUGCUAAGUGCCUGUAUCAUCUGAUCAUCUGUGAACAUAUGCAAGUGCCUUCUGUGAGUUUAGAAAGACAAGAUGCUAUUGGCAAUACAAAUUAGCAGUCCACUGAAAUCAUAACUGAUGUGGCAACUUGGAGCUUUGGCCAAGAAUUGAUGAUUUUGUCUUGGAGAAAUUGUACUAUCUGCAUAAUGUAAAGAUCAGGUCAGAAUACUGAUUUAGCCAAACUUGAGUCUGAGAAAUGGGGUUUUGUUGGAAUUGUGUUUUGAUGCUCCAAUUGAGACAUUGAGAUAAGAUUUUUAGAGUUAUUUUUUUAAAGUAUUGUUGGUUCUUCUGUCAUGUGUGGUGAUAAUGUGGCCCCCCCCCCCGUAAUACCAUAACCUCAAUAUACAUUCCCUUCUUUCAGCAGAAUUAUUUUUGUGUCCUAUUUAUUGUUUUCUACUAAGUCAAUUUAAUUACAAAUUAAAAUGAUUAAAUGCUUGAUAUUACACUCUCUGGUGAAUGUAUUUCAGUGACAGUGAUGACUUUAUUGGCAUCUCAAAUUUCUGGAAAACUAAUAAAAAUCACUUUGUAAAUGCUGUAAUGACAUGA
This is a messenger RNA of Hypanus sabinus (Atlantic stingray), 8468 nucleotides long. It is a transcript of the gene fmn1, whose product is annotated as formin 1. The transcript is spliced from 18 exons. Gene Ontology annotation, biological process: actin nucleation. Gene Ontology annotation, molecular function: microtubule binding. Lineage: Eukaryota; Metazoa; Chordata; Chondrichthyes; Myliobatiformes; Dasyatidae. Bases 870 to 4517 code for a protein of 1215 amino acids. The record is from RefSeq and is a predicted model, not a curated record. Gene Ontology annotation, cellular component: nucleus; endoplasmic reticulum membrane; cytoplasm.